AUGUCGGGCGAGGCGUGGUUAUACCUGCUCGCUGUUCUGAUAAACGCCGUCAAUCUCUUCCUUCAAGUCUUUUUCACCAUUAUGUACAGCGAUCUUGAAUGUGACUAUAUCAACCCAAUUGAUCUCUGCAACCGCCUCAACACCUACAUUGUUCCCGAAGCCGGCGUUCACGCCUUUUUGACAUUCCUUUUCCUCAUCAAUGGGUAUUGGCUGGCAAUAUUGUUGAAUUUGCCGCUCCUGGCGUUCAACGCAAAGAAAAUCUUUGAAAACCAACAUCUGCUUGAUGCAACGGAGAUCUUCCGUAAAUUGAACGUUCACAAAAAGGAAUCAUUUAUCAAACUCGGCUUCCACUUGAUCAUGUUCUUCUUCUAUCUCUACAGCAUGAUCGUGGCACUUAUCAGGGACGAAUCAAACUGA
Messenger RNA from Rhinocladiella mackenziei CBS 650.93, 417 nucleotides. RefSeq lists its product as uncharacterized. The transcript is spliced from 4 exons. The coding region runs from base 1 to 417 and encodes 138 amino acids. Gene Ontology annotation, cellular component: endoplasmic reticulum membrane; COPII-coated ER to Golgi transport vesicle. The record is from RefSeq and is a predicted model, not a curated record. NCBI's taxonomy places the organism in Eukaryota, Fungi, Ascomycota, Eurotiomycetes, Chaetothyriales, Herpotrichiellaceae. Gene Ontology annotation, biological process: endoplasmic reticulum to Golgi vesicle-mediated transport.